This is a messenger RNA of Macroventuria anomochaeta, 558 nucleotides long. RefSeq lists its product as uncharacterized. Bases 1 to 558 code for a protein of 185 amino acids. The record is from RefSeq and is a predicted model, not a curated record. The transcript has 2 exons. NCBI's taxonomy places the organism in Eukaryota, Fungi, Ascomycota, Dothideomycetes, Pleosporales, Didymellaceae.
AUGGUUGCGCGCCGUUUCACUUCUUGCUCAGUGGAGAAGGUUGUGUUGUGUGGUUGUAGACAAGCGGCGUCGGUCUCGAUGGUGACGAUGCUUUUACUCCUCGGCGCCUUGUCGAAGCUACUCCGAUCGAUCUCUCCGCUGGGAGGAUCCGCUGCGUCUCUCAAAACACUGUCUCUCUCCAGCAACGGCGGAAAACUAGUCAACACAUCCCCACUCCUCCUCUCCAACGGCUCGAACUGCCGGAACGCAUUCAAACAGCGUUUACACGCCGGCGCUGGUGCUGCUCUUGCCGUACCUUCUAAGAUCUUUGCUGCUUUCCCGGUCAAGACUGGGAGGAAGUGGGUUUCUGGGAAGCUGCAGACUGGGCAGGUGAGCAAGGUGAGCUGCAUGGCGGGUGGGAGUGCUGGUGGGGUGGUGCAUAGGGAGAGGUGGAUGGAGGGUGCAGCUUUCGAUGUUGGUGAGGAGAGUGGUGCGCGUGGUGAAAGGGGCAUAGAUGGUGUGGGCACGGUGUGCGUGUGUGGGUUGGUGCUGUUCGUGAGGCAAACAAGGUUUUGGUGA